Molecule: messenger RNA, 2172 nt
Organism: Perca fluviatilis (European perch)
Lineage: Eukaryota; Metazoa; Chordata; Actinopteri; Perciformes; Percidae
Product: sorting nexin-4-like
Exons: 14
Coding region: 24-1331 (435 amino acids)
Biological process (GO): protein transport
Molecular function (GO): phosphatidylinositol binding
Source: RefSeq, a predicted model, not a curated record
AUCACUCAGCAGAGAGUAAAAGGAUGGCGGAGGACGGGAGGGAUGAGUUGGUGGCCACUGACGAUGAGUCCGACCACACAGCUGCAGACGGGAGCAGCAGCCUAAACAAUACGAUGGUGGAAGAGGGCUCCACUCUCGUGCGCAGAAUGGAGAUCUGCGUUGCCGAGGCCGAGAAAAGGAGUGGUAAAAACACAGUGAACAUGCAGGAAACGUUCACUGUGUACCUCAUCGAAACACGGCCCAUGGAUGCAGUCGCGGAAGGUCGUAACCCAGCCCCUGACUCUCUGUGGAGGAGAUACAGUGAAUUUGAACUUCUGCGUAACUACCUGCUAGUUACCUAUCCAUACAUCGUGGUCCCCCCUUUGCCUGAGAAGAGGGCGGAGUUUGUGUGGCAUAAGCUGUCUGCUGACAACAUGGACCCAGAUUUUGUGGAGCGGCGCAGGAUCGGGCUGGAGAACUUUCUGCUUCGCGUGGCAUCACACCCAGUCCUCUCCAAUGACAAGAUCCUCCACCACUUUCUCACUGAGGAAUAUGGCUGGAAGGAAGUGGUGUAUGAGACAGGAUUUCAGGCAAAGGCAGAUUCCAGGAUCAGGGCUCUCAGUGCCACCUUCAGGGUGAGAAAUCCAGAUAAACGCUUCAUGGAGAUGAAACACUACAGCGAUCAGCUGCAAUCUCACACAUCUCAGCUGCUCCGAGCACGGGCAAGGGUUGCAGAUCGACUCUACGGUGUUUACAAGGUCCAUGGGAACUAUGGGAGAGUCUUCAGUGAGUGGAGCGCCAUAGAGAAAGAGAUGGGAGACGGACUGCAAAGUGCCGGUCAUCACAUGGAUGCGUAUGCUGCCUCAAUAGAUGAUAUCUUAGAAGAAGAGGAACAUUAUGCAGACCAACUGAAAGAAUAUCUCUUCUAUGCUGAAGCUCUGAGGGCAGUGUGCAGGAAACACGAGCUGACCCAGUUUGAGCUUGAGAUGGCCUCCCAGGACCUCAUCUCAAAGAAGCAGCAACACGAGGAGCUGGCUACAGGGAUUGUGCGGACGUUCUCCUUCAAAGGCAUGACCAACAAGAUUUUUGGCCAAGAGGCACCUGUGCAGAGGGAGGCCAGAAUCAAGCUGCUGGAGGAGCUAAUAGCAGAGGGGGAAGACACUGUUAAGGAGAAAACAGUCGAGUGCGAAGAGCACGUUGAAAGGGCGUGGGUGGAUAUGCAGCGCUUUAAGGAGCAGAAAGACAAAGAUCUGCGGGAAGCGCUCAUCAACUAUGCUGUCAUGCAAAUCAGCAUGUGCAAAAAGGGAAUACAAAUGUGGAGCAAUGCCAAAGAAUGUUUCCUCAAGAUGUAAAAGUGAAGCCAUAUUCAAAGGAUUCCCAGCCUCAGUAAUGCUCAGCUGUGGAUGCUGGAAAAUGACGCCAAUGUCUUGUGGUUAUGGUUUACAAACAACAUGCGUAAAAAGAUUAUGUAGUUUCAAGAAUUUUCACAAAAUGCAACUAAUGCUCAGUAGUAAUUGACAUUCACUGUUAACCUGCGGUGGAGUGAGAAAAGGGAGGUCCAUGAGUGAGACACUGGAGACCAGGGUUCACACACUGGCUGGACCUUCUUAAUAUCUAGCCAAGACCAUUUUCUCUCACCUUAAGGAGGCAGUUCGACAACUGUACAUUGUCAAAGUCAUGUCACUAGUUGGGAAGUGAAGUGACUUUGAUAGAUGGGAAGUGUGGAGUUUGAUAGACGUGGCCAUUUAACAGCCAGAGCUUUUUGGAGCUUGACCCAUACAAGGGACUUAUAGUCUGGCAAUCACAGACACUGCUGCGCUGAUAUUGACCAGUCUUUUUAAUAUUGUGUAUCUUCUCAGUCAGUUUAUGGAUCUGUAAUACUAAAUUCCUUGAGUGCAAAGUGUACUGAUGGGUGCUUUUACUUCUAUGUAACCUGUUCAAACCCUGUGAAUCGUUCAGGCUGGUCUGAAACCUUUGAAUCAAACUCUGGUAUGGAGGAGGAAGAGGAAGAGGAGGCAUAUACGUAUGUAUGUAUAUAUAUAUAUAUAUACACACAAGAUGGUUACACAAGAUAAAUUGGUAACCAUCAGAAAGUGAAAAGCAUUUUAAAACAGUGGCUUGUUUCACAUAAAUACAUUUUGACUUCAGAUAGACAUCUAGAGCCCUAUCUUGCACCCGGCGCACCGCGGCGCA